AAUUGUUCGUCGGCUCUUGAAGGUAGAGGAGAGGUAAAACGCGCGCGGUUUAGCGCGUAUUUUCAACGGUACAAAAAACAUCGCCAUGUGACAAAAAUGAGACAGUGAUUGUGUGUGAAAGAAGUGUGUUUUAGUGUUUUGUGUGAUGCCCUUCGUGCAGCGGUUUGUCGAGCCCAAAUUUUUGAGCAGAGCUCAACUUUUUGACGACGAUGGCCAUCCUAAAAUCGGUGAUUUCGAAUUGGAAGCCGUUGCCAAUAACACAUUGUGUAAUGCCCUCCGACAACUUGCUUCGUUGUUAUUGGCGGCUAAUGAUAUUUUCGAUGAUUUGGGACAACAAUUGGAAGAUAUUAAAAAGAGAUCAGAAAAUCUCAAGGUUAGAAUUAAAGAGAUGGAGGGAACUGUGGAGAAGUUUGAUCCAAAGGAGGUUACAGUGCCUGAAAGCGAUAUCGCUUCAUUUGCCGUAUUCAAAAACCACUUCACUGCCAAACAACCCCUCGUGACGAAUCUUUUUGUCCCCGAUACUCGGCCAACAGCGUUACGAACCCUUUAUGAAACGGCCACCAAAACUCCCGUACAUCUUAUGCGCCAACUCGAUAGAUGGCGUCGUGAUGGAUUUCGAAGUUCCAGAUUCUUUGUAUGUACCCCAGUGCUUGGUGCCAAGAGGAGGAAAAUUAGGACGAAGGUUGAUAUCGAUAUCGAAACUAGUAUGCCCGCUGCAAUCGAGGAGCUGCGGCGCUGGACUUCAAAUGAAGCUUUGGGCGACGUAACUGUAACUCCAGAUUGCGCUAGUCGUAUCACCAGCACUACUUUCACCGAUGGAAACACUACAGAUGGUACGAUUGCUUCAGAUGAUGAGGGUAUCGAUCAUAAACUACCGUCCCCUGAGGAGCAACUCCAAGUCGUUGCACUCAAGUUCCCUGCGGAAAUAGUAGCAGUCGACAUUACCGGCAAAAACUUCGAUCGAAUGUCUUUGCAACGGCGAUCUUUAAAUCAGUUGGGUCAACUACCUGUUAAAGCAGCAGAUGGCGCAACGGACGAAACAAAUAUUAAACGACGAUCAAGAACUAGAAGAACGCGCAGCAGGCGGAGAAAUACUUUGGCAGGAACUGAUCAGAAAGAAAUUAGAGAUGCUUUAACAGCUGGGGAGGAACCAUCCUCACCAACAAAUAGCCACGAGACUGAAUGUUCCACAUCUGGUGCUGUAUUAAGAAGUAAAAGUAGCGACAUCUUACGAACAUCUAAAAAAGAAUCACCGGAACCGAAGAAAUCACAUUUCAACACUUUGAAACAAUGGGGAAAAAGUAGAUACGAUAAAUUCAUGAACAAAAGUUCCGAAGGAAAAUGCGAAAAUAAAACUAGAGAUAGUAAAGAAAGUAUUGAUGAUAUCAAUGUCUACGAAACAGUCACUACAAAACGUAAGAGAGAUAUAGAAAAAGAAAGAAGAACACACGAACGAAACUCUUCUAUAUCUUCCUCUGAAAAAUCCAGUAUAAAUGUACCCAUUUCGAAUCCGUUGUCUUCAGUUAUGAAUAUAGCUGUAAAAUUGAGAGAUAGUUCAGCUCAAAGGAGAUUGAAGAGGCUAGGAAACAGAGAGGAACCUCAUUCUUCCAGUGGAAAUUGGAGUGCUAGUUCUGAAAGCGGUAGAGCUUCUAUUGGUUCAGAGAUAACAUCUACAACUCAUCCAAAAUCGACAGCAUCGACGACCACAUCCAGUAAUUCCUUGAAUCAACAACAACAACCUGGCUCGGUGAAUAGCAGAAGAAGAUUUAACGUAAACACGUCCACAUCUGGAAGCGUCACCAGUGAAGGCACUUUAACACCAGAUAUUAUUCACGAUUUACAUGAAGAUGGCGAAACAAGCUCAGUAUAUUCUUGUGAUACAGAGGGUUAUUAUACUUCCUUCCACAUGGAUAGCGGUCUUAAGACUCUCAAAGAAGAAGACACACCGCCUACACCUUUACAUUCCACAUCAGCAUUUUCAAAUUCUGACUCAAACAAUACAGUAUUAUCAGCUGAGAACGAAUACGAGCUGUUUGGUAAAGGCUCUACUUCGACGACAACUAGCUCUGCAGGUACCGUCUGCACAACUUUAAGAGCUGCCGAUAGCAAUAAAUCUUUAGUUAUAGGCCCAGCAGUACCUGAGAGAAAAAGUUCUUUAUCAAAAUUGUCCAACAAGUCUAACGAAAGUACAUUAGAAAGAGAUUUCAGUGAUAAAACGGGCACCGUCAAAAGAAGUCCUGCUGCGAAUAUUAAACCUGUGGUUGUAGCUAUUAUCCAUAAACAAAAUGACGGAGAUGUAUCGCCGGAUAGUGGGCACAAUACCUCUAGUUCCCCUAUAGAGUCAAUCAGUAGCCCUAACGGUGUUAGAAGUGGUUCAGAUUUCGAGUUUUCUGAAUCUUCUGAUAUGGAAGGCCCAGAAAGAAUAGAACGAAUCAGAGUAAAAACUACUAUUAACUCAAGUCGUAUUCCGUCUAUGUGUGUUAUAACACCACCUCACAGUGAUGAUGAAAGUGAAAAUAGCAGUAAUUCUUCUCACAAAAACUAUGAAAACCAACUUAUAGAAAACAAUGCGGCCAAUAGAAAAAAUAAUGAUGUUGAAAAUAAAAGCGAAUCCAGUAACAUUCAGCAUAUUAUUAGCACAUCAGUAAAUGGUACAAAUAAGUUAUCAUUAGUAAGUGUUAAUCCGCAAUCAGGUUAUGCUACAAUAGAAAGAUUAGAUCAACCAGAUGGUGCAAUUGUAACUACUGAAACUAAAUCCAGUACUAUGCGAGCUCCAAGUCCUAGUGGAGGAACUGUAACUAUAAAAGAAGAAAUAAAAACAUCACCUCCUCAGCCUAUAAUUAAAGCGUCUUUACUACCUUUAAACAAUAUGCUGGGUAGACUCAAGUCAAAUAUAGUGAAUUUCGCUCAUAAACGGGAUCGAAGUAAAUCACCAAACGCUAAUAAAGAUCAAUCACUAAAUAAGUUGGAGGAUAAGCUGUUUGACGCUGGAGAAUACGUAACAAUAGCUGACGUGAGAAAUAAUAAUGAAAAGUCUGUAGUUAAUACAGAAAAUCAACACACCAACUAUAUCCAGGAUAUUGUAAAUAAAAAUUUAACUACAGUUUUAUCGGGGAAAAUAAGAGACGCAGAAUACGUGAGUCUCAAUGAACUACCCUGCAAUGAAAAUAAUAAUAUAACAACUACUACUUCAGUGGAUUCUUUAGAACGAAAAAGACUAGGUGCUAGGGUUCUGCUAGACGCCGAAGGAAAAGUUGUCUAUAGUUCAGAUAGCUUAAGAAGAAAAGGUGCUCAUACUACUUUUGAGCCAGGAAAAAAUGUUAAACCAACCAACAGUCCGUCUCCAAGUCCCUUACCUGUCCAUAGAACAAUAAAAUCCGUAAGACCCAUCGCUAAUUCGCAAAAUCAAAUGAUUGCCACUGUACCCGCUGUAGAAUUCAACCGUCCGCUAUCACCACAAACGCAAAAAAUAGUAAUCAGGGCUAACACAGGAACAGCAGAAAUCGUCAGAAAACUUCCAUCCACGAUCGUAACACCGGCCACCAGUCCUACUUCUCCCAAGACCCAAACUUCUAAAGGAGCUUAUGUUAAUAUGCAAGAUACCGGAACGAAUCCUACUCACGAAAAAGAACGAGUACAGAGUCCGACCAAGCAAUUUCCAAAAUUACCUGUUGCCUGUUCAGAAAACGUCCAGACUAGUCCUCAAAAUAUGUAUCGUUAUGGAGAACAGUUGUUGGACAUGGACGCAAAUCGAUAUAUUUCUAAUCAGUAUUAUUUACCACGUGGUUCUUCUAUGUACUCCACACUGCCUUCCAAGAAGACGCAAUUUUUCACCAACGAAACAAAAACGGAGAGAUCUGUUACACCUGAUAUAACAAGAGGCCUAGAAAGAAGUAUCAAUUUUGACCAAAGAAAUAUUUAUAAAACAGAACAUACUAUGCUUAAUCAAAGAUUAGGUAUUCCAGUUCAAAUGCCAGAUAUUAACCGACUAAACCUCCACUUCAUACCUUCUUACACUCCACAAAAAAAAGAUCCGCGUGUAUCUUUUCAAUACCAAUCAGGCGAUGAUCCAGAAUCACUGAAAAUAUCUCCUAUAGAUCCUAGACACUCAGGAAGCUUUCAGUCUUCAACGCCUUCAUCAAAAGGUGAUCUGAGAGCUGCAACAAAUCUAGAAAAUAAAUUGUUGUCGCCGAAAAAAUCUACUAUGUCUAACGAAGAGUUGUACGCCGUUAUUCAUAAAAGUAAGAAAAAAAUGAAUAUAGAAACAGAAGAAUCACCAAGAGCGUCACCGUUAACAGUAAAAGAAACUUCAAAAAAAAUUAUUAAAUCUCCCGAAACUGGUUACAUAGGAGAUAAAUCUAAAUCAAGGUUAAGUUGGUCACCUAGUAAAGGAGAAUACAUAGAUUUCAACGAAGAUAUAGAUAAACUUUCUCCUCCAAAUGAUUCCAGAUCUAGACAAAGUUGGGCUUGCAGUGAUCGGAAACCAAAAACAAAACAAACUUCUACGUUGGAUUUCAAAAGGUUACUUUUACAAAAAUCGAGUACAAACUCCCCCAAAAAGCUUUCUGCUGUUGAACAACUUAAGCUUUCUAAACAACGAGAUAAACCCGCUCCGUCUAAGCCUCAACCAGAGAUGAGUAUAUUAGAUCUAAGCGCUUCUCCGCGUAGUUUAGUGAAUAGAAAGUUUUCAAAUAACGCUCCAGGAUCCCCAAGUCGAGAGCAAAAAUCUUUGACGAAAGUUCUAUCGCCCAGGUCCCAAUGGCGAUUCAAUAGUCCAAGAAGUGACGUUCUCUCUUCACCAAUUCUCGAAGAUUGCAGAGAAGACGAGAGUCCAAAUAGUUCUAGCGAUAGAAAAGGAUCUCCAAAGAAUCGUAAUUCAAAUUCUAGUAAUGAAAACUCACCAAAAGGUAUGCCUAAGUUAUCUGCAGAACCUCAUCCAUACACUUCAGCUACUCAAAGACUUUAUGCUCAGAGAGCUCAAUAUUUUAGUCCCAUCACUUCAAGGAAUAUCCAGCUCAACAAUCAAGAGAAAGAAAAGAAGUCUUCGCCUCCUACUUUAGAAACUGCGUUUUAGUAUUAGGUUUUUUGUAUUUUUUAUGUAGAGUGUUGUCAAAUCAAUGGAAAAAAUUCAUAUCAUAGUCAUAUAGUUUGUUGUCGUAAAAAAUUUAACUCGACUGUUUUCAAUUGAGAUAUUUGUAUUUUCUAUAGAAUUUCUUUUAUUUUGUACCUAACAUCUAACGUUAGCAAAUUUAAUUAUUUGUUGUAACUCCUAAAGUUUCCAUAAACUUUAAAGCUAUGAAAAUGAGCUUUGUCUUAAUAAGUAUCCAGUUACUACUUUUAUUUGGUUUUCAAUCAUGAAAAAUAUUAUUAAUUGGUAUUAAAUCUCUAAUCAUUUUGUCAUAAAAGUAUUAUAAAUACAUAGAAUGGUUCACGAUUUUUUGAUAAAGGUUUAUUUAACCUCUAAAAAAAUAAAUAAUUUGUUUUUAUCUUUCUUAUAACCUGAAAUUGUUUCUCAGAAACCUUAGAAUAAGCAAUUACUUGUAAAUUUCCUCGAGUUAUUUUUUGCAUAUGCUUCACUGAAAGAUUUCCACAACAUUCAUAAAAUAAAUUCUUAAUUUUUACAGUUGUACUGAAAUUGUAUAAUAAUCGUUCAAUGUCAUAUUCUUUCCUCUUUUACUGCCCUUAUUAUUUCUUCACUAUAUUUAGGAGUCUUUAUUUUAAGCAUGUCUCUAUUUUCUCAUUUGUGUUCAUAAUAAAAAUUGACAGCCUUUUGCUUUUUUUUACACCAAACUCUUGCGCUUUCAUUUGUUUUUCACAAAAUGGUGUCUUCAUUAAAACUUCCAUCCAUUCGUUAUUGUCUACCAUAUAAUAAAUAAUAAUUCACUAAAGUAAUGAUAAAUUAUGAAAGGGUUGAAUAAACUUUUUAGAAACGUGUGUAAAGUAAAGUGAGCUUUUCUGGAGAAGUUGUGAAAAGGGCAUAUGCGAGGAAUGUUAUAAAAAGGAAGAGGUCUGAUUAGCUGAUGGAAAAGUAUAGAGAAGAUUGUAUGCAAUAAUGAAAUUAAUGGUUGCCUACCCAAUAGGGUCGGUUCAAAGGUAUUUCCGAACAAGUACAAUAUGAUGAAAUCAGCAUACUCAAAUAGACUACCUUAAAGCCAAUAAUAUAUAAUGAAAUAUUCAUUUGUAAAAAGUAUAUAUUAUAUCAAGUAAACAUAAGUGAUGUUAGGUACCAAUAAAUUCUCGUCAUUUUUGUUUACAAACAUUCAAAACAAAGUUUGAUAAAAAAGAUAUUUUCAUUUUUUUUUCUGUCACACUAAUGAAUAAUCAUAAUUAAUUUAAUAUUAACUGUUUAGGUUUAUUGCUGGAAUUUAAUUUAAUUACUACUACAAUGUUUUAAUUGUAAGCUGUUAUUUUGAUACAUUGUCUAUAACAGAAGUUUUGAAUUGACAUUUUUCAAACACUCUACAAUUUUUUUUAUAAGAGUUUGUUUUAUUUAUUCGUUUUAUCUCUAGUCCUCGAAAUAUUUUUCAUUUUUAUAGAAACAUAUAUUUCAGUUAAUGGAAUAGGCUGUAAGUUUUUGAGAAUGUACAAAUCAGAAAAGGUAGGUAUUUGUAAAUACAUUUUUUGGUUAUGCUUUCCGAUACACAGAAUAUUUUAGUGAAGUUGCCUUAAAUUAUUGUUAAUCUUAAUAUAUUGGUUUUGUAAAUAAAUGUUUUAAAAUGGC
Diorhabda sublineata is the source of this 6721-nucleotide messenger RNA. RefSeq names its product serine-rich adhesin for platelets (gene gukh). The transcript has 7 exons. Gene Ontology annotation, biological process: cell differentiation. Bases 146 to 5074 code for a protein of 1642 amino acids. The record is from RefSeq and is a predicted model, not a curated record. NCBI's taxonomy places the organism in Eukaryota, Metazoa, Arthropoda, Insecta, Coleoptera, Chrysomelidae.